AUGCUGGGAGCCGUCUGUCUCGUCGUGCUGCUGGGCUACGGGUGUCCCACAGCCUACGGAUGCGGUCAGCCGGCCGUGCCACCACAGCUGAGCUCCCGCGUGGUGGGUGGUGAAGAUGCUGUAGCCCACAGCUGGCCAUGGCAGAUCUCGCUGCAGUACAGUCGCUCUGGAUCCUGGAACCACUAUUGCGGCGGGACCCUCAUUGCCCCCCAGUGGGUGCUGACAGCUGCCCACUGCAUCAGCUCUUCCCUGACCUACCGGGUGGCGCUGGGCAGGCAGGACGUGUCAGAGGCUGACGAACCUGGUUCUGUGGCCGUGGCUGUGGAGAAGAUCAUCGUCCAUGAGGAUUGGGAUGACUACUACAUUCGCAACGACAUUGCCCUGGUCAAGCUGGCAGAGGAGGUGCAGGAGACUGACACCGUCCGUGUCGCCUGCCUGCCGGCUGCUGACAAGAUCCUGCCCAACGACUACCCCUGCUAUGUCACUGGCUGGGGAAGCAUGAGGACCAACGGGCCCCUGGCCACCAUCCUGCAGCAGGCUCUGCUGCCCGUGGUGGACUAUGAGACCUGCUCCCAGUGGGACUGGUGGGGCAGCACUGUGAAGAAGACCAUGGUGUGCGCCGGCGGCGAUGGCACCACCUCUGGAUGCAAUGGCGAUUCUGGGGGCCCCCUGAACUGCCAGCGCGACGAUGGGAUCUGGGAGGUCGAGGGCAUCGUCAGCUUCGGCUCCGCCCGGGGCUGCAACACGAAAAGGAAGCCAACAGUCUUCACCCGGGUGUCCGCCUACAUCGACUGGAUCAACGAGAAAAUGAGCGCAAACUGAGGACGCGGCACUGUGGAGAUACCACUGUUGAUCAAAAUAAAAGCAAAAUAUGCUGA
Molecule: messenger RNA, 878 nt
Organism: Melospiza melodia melodia
Lineage: Eukaryota; Metazoa; Chordata; Aves; Passeriformes; Passerellidae
Product: chymotrypsin-C-like
Exons: 8
Coding region: 1-822 (273 amino acids)
Biological process (GO): proteolysis
Molecular function (GO): serine-type endopeptidase activity
Source: RefSeq, a predicted model, not a curated record